This is a messenger RNA of Durio zibethinus, 988 nucleotides long. The record is from RefSeq and is a predicted model, not a curated record. NCBI's taxonomy places the organism in Eukaryota, Viridiplantae, Streptophyta, Magnoliopsida, Malvales, Malvaceae.
AAAAAGUUUGGGGGUUGCGUUCUCUUCUUCUUCACAUUUGUCUGUGUUGAAUCAAAAUUGAAAGAGAAAAAUAAAAAAAAUGCCUAAUCGUUCACAAAUUUCCCUAUACAAAUUCCUUCUGGGACACCCUUUUCAAUCGUUUUCAAAACCCACAUCGCCAUUUCUCAUUAACUCGCUUUCGCCGAUUCCUACACAACUCCUUUUCAACUCAGCCCCAUGUCCAAAACCCACUUUUUUCCUCUCAAAACCCAACCUUUUUCAAUACCCCCUGUUCCAAACUACACAAACUCAACACCCAGUUUACCAAAACCUGAGGAAGUACAGUAGUGAGUCAACAUCCGAGUUGGAUGUGAACAAAGAGGUUGACUCGAUUAACCUCAAGUUUGCAGAGGCAAGAGAGGAGAUAGAGAUGGCAAUGGAGUCUAAAGAGACUGUUUAUUUCAACGAAGAAGCAGAAUGUGCUCGUCGUGCUGUUAAAGAGGUUUUGGACAUGUUUGAAGGGCUUUUGUGGAAGCUACCGGAUUCCGAAAAGGCGGCUUUGCAGCGUUCAAUGGGACUCAAGAUUGAGCAGUUGAAGGCUGAGCUUCAACAGUUGGAUGAUUGAUGAUGUUGGUUCAAAUGGGUUUUCCUCAAUUUUUUUGGGCUUUGCUUUGCUUCAUUUGUCAUACUUGAUAGAGGUGAGGGAUUAGUGAAUUUAGUGGUGACAUUUGAUUGGGUUGAAAAAGAUAUGAUUUUGAAUAACGGGUUAGUAUGUUUUACGUUCUAUGAUUAUGAUAUUGAUGGUGAUGAUAAAGGAAGCUGUGUACUAUUUAGGGGAACAAUUUAGAAUUGUUGUAAACUUGUAUCAUCUAUAAAUAGAUGAUAAUAGUAUCCUUAUUCUUUAUCUGAUAUUUUUAUUGUUAUUGAUGGCUUCUUUGGCAGUAGUGCUCAAAAUAGGCCAGUUGUUGAUUUUGAAAAUCCAUGAGGAGUUUGGCAAAAAUAGUGUGUU